Messenger RNA from Bactrocera latifrons, 1097 nucleotides. RefSeq names its product cyclin-related protein FAM58A (gene koko). Gene Ontology annotation, cellular component: nucleus. Gene Ontology annotation, biological process: regulation of transcription by RNA polymerase II. The record is from RefSeq and is a predicted model, not a curated record. Bases 108 to 884 code for a protein of 258 amino acids. Gene Ontology annotation, molecular function: cyclin-dependent protein serine/threonine kinase regulator activity. The transcript has 6 exons. NCBI's taxonomy places the organism in Eukaryota, Metazoa, Arthropoda, Insecta, Diptera, Tephritidae.
GUUCGCCAUUAGUUUUCAUUGGGGUCAAAUAACCAGUUUUGACGUUAUUCAAAUAGCAUAAUAGUUAAUAAAGUACGCUUAUUAGAAAGGCUAUUAAAGGAAUAACAAUGAAGAACUUAUUGGACGUGAUGUCAGUUCAAAAGCGAUCUGAAGCGAAUAAAACUCAAAAACAAAAACCAACAGACUAUCGCAAAGUGGAUAAGCCUGGUGUUGUGCCACGUUUCCUAUUUGAAUGCGCUAUUAAACUGCAAAUUAAACCACUAACCUCAGCAAGUGCAGCUAUAAUUUUUCACCGCUUCUUUAAAGAAGUAUCAAGUACUGACUAUGAUGAAUAUCUUAUUGCUGCUUCUGCAUUAUACCUAGCAGGAAAAAUUAAAGACGAUCCUGUAAAAAUUCGAGAUGUUAUUAAUAUUACACAUAACACCUUAAAUCGUGACACGCCACCACUAGAAUUAGGAGAUGAAUAUUGGUCAAUACGCGAUGCCAUAGUCCAGGCGGAGUUGCUAAUCGCUCGCACUUUGAAAUUUGAUUUGAACAUUGAACAUCCACACAAGUAUUUGCUUUACUAUAUGAAAACGCUGCAAUCUUGGUUAGGUCAUACCAUUUGGUCAUCAGUGCCGAUAGCAAAGUCAGCAGCAUCGUUUCUUCAAGAUUUGCAUCACAGCUCAAAAAUCCUUAACCACAAACCGUCACACGUCGCAAUAUGUUGUCUGUCUUUAGCAUUACAAUCGUAUGGCAUUCAGGUCCCACUUGCUGAUGAAUCCGAUGAAGCGUCCAUGUGGUAUACGCCAUUUGUCAGUGAGUUGACAAAAGAAAAACACUGGGAAAUUAUUGAAGAUAUAAUAGAGAUUUAUAAGCAAGAAAGCGAAAUCAAUUCUUUUUGAAGAAACUGUACUGAAUUUAUAUCUAUAAAACGUAUAUAAUAACGUUAAAGUAAUAUGGUAAAUUUGUGAUAAGGAAAUUCUUCAAGCUAAAAAAUUGGCUAUGGCUUAUUUCUGCCUCGUAUUCUAGUUUAUUUCCAUUGAUAUUUAAAGUAUACCUACAUACCGAACUUAUUAAACCAUGAUCAUGAAAACGUGUAAGUUUCAUUAAAUAAA